Molecule: messenger RNA, 687 nt
Organism: Penicillium oxalicum
Lineage: Eukaryota; Fungi; Ascomycota; Eurotiomycetes; Eurotiales; Aspergillaceae
Exons: 1
Coding region: 1-687 (228 amino acids)
Source: RefSeq, a predicted model, not a curated record
AUGCUGUUCCGCAUCCUCGUAACAGCCAGCGCCGUAGUUAGCGGCGGAUCAGCCGUAUAUCUCUAUCUGUUCCACCAAAGGCUGGCAUCGCGAAUAGAACACCACACACACCGUGGAACACUCUCAUCACAGUCCCCCAGACUUCUGCUGGUCAACUCAGUGCCCGAGCAUGAUUUCACCAAAGAGCACUUUGCCCUUCAUGACCAUUCGUCAAAGCAGGUCUCACGCGAUGCGCUCCCGAAAAACAUCUCUCCCGACCAGCUUUUCACAAGGCUGGUGCGCCGUAACAUGACGGCGUUUAGCCGUCUUCCCCAAGCGUGGAUGAUACGACUCGUCAGUACGACACCAGAAGAGCUACAGAGCUUCAAAGCCUCCCAUCUCGGCUCUCUGAACUUUGACAAAGGUGACCUUGUCUGCGGGGCUUACCGUGUCGUUGACCGCAGCGAAAACAAGGUGGAAUUUGAAAUCAAGAUGAAGAAUGUCGACUUUUUUCACGGCCGACUCGCUUUGGGCUAUAGGGAGAUUGGGGAUCACAUUGUGUUUUCCAGUGAGACGUUCAUGUGGAGACGGACUGAAGAACGUCGACCGAUGCCGUUGGAAAAGCCUUUGUUGCAGUGGAUGCAUGAAACAGCUUCGUGGUGGCUGCUCGAAUCUGGUGUCAAGUACUUGAUGGAGUUGGAAUCUUGA